Eutrema salsugineum is the source of this 855-nucleotide messenger RNA. RefSeq lists its product as uncharacterized. The transcript has a single exon. The coding region runs from base 179 to 733 and encodes 184 amino acids. NCBI's taxonomy places the organism in Eukaryota, Viridiplantae, Streptophyta, Magnoliopsida, Brassicales, Brassicaceae. The record is from RefSeq and is a predicted model, not a curated record.
AACCUGAAAUUUGAUUACUUCACUUUCCCUUUCGAAUGUGAACCAUUUUCCUUCCUUCUUCAGUCUUCUUCUCCACCACAAUCACUCCAAAUCUCACUUGAAUCAUCACCAAUUUCCCCAGAUCUCUGUUUCAGAAUCGUGAUCCGUCCUCAAUUUCUUCUCCGAUCUUUGAUUUCAAAUGUCUGAAGGUUACGCGAUCGAGCUUUACUUCGAUCCGGCGCUUGAGAACCAGGUCCUGAAAGCUUGGAACGUCUUCGCUCGCCGCCAAAUCAGCACGAAAUUGAUCAACGACGAGUCUCGUCCGCACAUAACCUUGUUCUCUACCGUCUUCUUCGACUCAACGAGGCUCGAAUCCGUCAUCAGAAACUUCGUAUCGAAGCAGGAACCGCUCUCGAUCUCGUUCUCAGCUAUCGGAAGCUUCUCGAGCGACAGCAACGUGCUUUUCCUCUCGCCGACGCCGUCCUUAUCGCUUCUUCAGUUACAGUCUCAGUUAUGCGACACGAUGAAGAAAGAAGGCGUUGAGAUUCCUGAAGAUUAUCGCGCCGAUUCGUGGGUUCCGUUUUGUCCGGUGGCUCUUGAAGUCCCCAAGUCGCGUAUGGCUGAAGCUUUCUCGGUGUUGAGAGAUUUGAAGCUUCCGGUUAAUGGAUACGGCAUGGAGAUUGGUCUGGUCGAGUUUUCUCCGGUUCGUGAAGUCUUCUCAUUUGGUCUUGGUAACAGCACUUUGGAGUCUUGAUCAUUGAAAAUGUUCGAUCUUUUGUGUUGGUUUGAUGAGUUCUUGUAAUUUCCCUCCGUAGAGUAUCAAUGUUUACUGUUGAACACUAAAUUUCCAAGAAAUAGAUGAAGAAUUUAUGUUCA